UAUCCGUUGAAGAUGCGUCAGUCCCGGCUAGGCAGCAACGGGAUAAAGGAUGAAUUACUAAGAACCUGUGAAAAGUAGAUUUGCCAUGAAGUGUACACUCUCAACAUUGAUCGCUGUUUUCCUGGCUGUUGGACCUAGAGACACAGACGCGGGAUGUUUAGGAGCAGGAACAGGAGCAGGAUCAUGCCCAGCAGCUCCAUUCAGGGCGGAUGCCGCGGAUAUUGAUCACAAGAGCGGAUGUCCACAGUGGUCUGAAUGUUGCACAGAAUACGGGUAUUGUCAUCCCAAGUCAAGUUGGGAGGCGGAGUACUUCCGAGACUGCAACGGAGUAAGUAAUGGUAUUGAUCUACCUUUAGAAACUAUUCAAGCAGAGGCAAUCUGUUCUGGGGAGGUUCUACCAGAGGAAGAAGCAGAAGACGCAGCAGCAUUACCUGCAUAUGAGGAGCCUCUGCCCCCUCCACCACCCAGGCAAGGCCCUGUUGGAGGCGUAGGAGGCGUUGGAGGAACUGGAUGGGCUGGACCUGAUCACAACCCAGCUUGGGACGGUCCUAGUGGAGGUGGAGGUGGUAAUGGAGAUGGCAGUGGAAAUGGUGGUGGAAACGGAAAUGGCAGAGGUGGAAGAACAGGCCCUGUUGGAGGUGUAGGCGGUGUUGGAGGAACAGGAUGGGCUGGACCUGAUCACAACCCAGCUUGGGACGGUCCUAGUGGAGGUGGAGGUGGCAAUGGAGGAGGAAACGGAAAUGGUGGAGGUAACGGAAAUGGCAGGGAUGGAAGAACAGGCCCUGUUGGAGGUGUAGGAGGUGUUGGAGGAACUGGAUGGGCUGGACCGAAUCACAACCCAGCUUGGGACGGUCCUAGUGGAGGUGGAGGUGGUAAUGGAGGAGGAAAUGGAAAUGUUGGUGGAAGCGGGAAUGGAAGAGGUGGAAGAACAGGCCCUGUUGGAGGAGUAGGAGGCGUUGGAGGAGCUGGAUGGGCUGGACCUGAUCACAACUCUGCUUGGGAUGGACCCAGUGGUGAUGGAGGUGGUAAUGGAGAAGGAAAUGGAAAUGGAGGAGGAAAUGACAAAGGAAGAGGAGGAAAAAAUGGUCCUGUAGGAGGUGUUGGAGGAGUUGGUGGCAUAGGAGGAACAGGUUGGGCUGGACCUAAUUAUAAUCCGGCCUGGGAUGGACCCAAUGGAGGUGUAGGGAGGAAUGGUGGAGGAAAUGGUAAUGGUGCUGGAAAUGGAAGUGCUAGAGAAGGAAGAACUGGACCUACUGGAGAUGUCGGAGGUGUCGGAGGUGUUGGAGGUGAUGGACCAGAUCAUAAUCCAGCUUGGGAUGGCCCAAGUGGAGGAAAUGGAGGAAACGGAAAAGGAGGAAAAAACGGUAACGGAGGACGUUCUGGAAAGUCUGGCUCUCUUGGAGGAGAAGGUGGAGUUGGAAAAGUUGGAGGAGUUGGUGGUGUUGGAGGAGUCGGAGGCUUUGGAGGUGUUGGAGGAGUCGGAGGCGUUGGAGGAGUUGGGCCUGAUGGACCCGGUCAUAAUUCUGCUUGGGACGGACCAAAUGGUCAAAACAGCUCGGGAGGAUCAACUCUAGCUAAAUCUGGAAAUAAAUCUUUUAGGCAAGGAAAGAAAUCCGCAAGUUUGGUAAAAGCGCCCCAGGAAGGAAAAACCGGUUCCGCGGUUUGGACCGUAGAGCAGUGGCUCAAGAGAGGAUGA
Molecule: messenger RNA, 1696 nt
Organism: Eurytemora carolleeae
Lineage: Eukaryota; Metazoa; Arthropoda; Copepoda; Calanoida; Temoridae
Product: PE-PGRS family protein PE_PGRS26
Exons: 4
Coding region: 86-1696 (536 amino acids)
Source: RefSeq, a predicted model, not a curated record